AUGCAAUUCUUCAGGAAAUGGAGAUUCACCUCCUCAGCAAGCAUUAAAAUUCAUCAAAGAAUCCACACAGGAGAGAAACCUUUUAGCUGUACUCAAUGUGGGAAGAGAUUUACUACAUCUGGCUCUCUGACUUUACACCAGAGAACACACACAGGAGAGAAACCUUCUAGCUGUGGUCAAUGUGGGAAGAGUUUUGGUCAAUCUAGUGAUCUGACAGUGCACCAGAGAAUACAUACAGGACAGAAACCCUAUAGCUGUGAUCAAUGUGGGAAGAGUUUUGUUCAAUCUGGCCAGCUGACAUUACACCAGAGAACACACACAGGAGAGAAAUCUUAUAGCUGUGAUCAAUGUGGGAAGAGUUUUGGUCAAUCUGGCCAGCUGACUCAACACCAGCGAACACACACAGGAGAGAAAUCCUAUAGCUGUGAUCAAUGUGGCAAGAGUUUUGGUCGAUCUUGCCAUCUGACUCAACACCAGGGAACACACACAGGAGAGAAAUCUUAUAGCUGUGGUCAAUGUGGGAAGAGUUUUGGUCAAUCUGGCCAGCUGACAUUACACCAAAGAACACACACUGGAGAGAAACCUUAUAGUUGUGGUCAAUGUGGGAAGAGUUUUUCUGCAUCUAGCAGUCUGACUCUACAC
Molecule: messenger RNA, 642 nt
Organism: Salmo salar (Atlantic salmon)
Lineage: Eukaryota; Metazoa; Chordata; Actinopteri; Salmoniformes; Salmonidae
Source: RefSeq, a predicted model, not a curated record